AUGUUAAACAUAGAAAAACUGCUUUCAUGGGUUAUUAUUGUCGAAUCUUCACUCGUCUGCAUUGGAAAUGUCGUUACCGUGUUGGUGUUUUGGAAGCAGCGAGUUUUUCUAAAGCGGUCGUACUAUCUGUUACUCAAUCUCGCUUUUGCCGAUUCACUCGUAGGAGCAACAGAACUGAUACAUACAGCAAAAGCUGUUCACGAAAGAGCGUUUUCUGGGAGUCCUUUAGGGAUAUUGGGUGCAUUGUUUUGGAGUGUUUCGCUCCUGUCCCUGGUUGUGAUUGCUUUGGAGCGAGCUUACGCCGUUCUUUGGCCUCUUCGUCACAGAGUAGCUAGCGCUCGAAUCUACAUCGUCAGUAUAGUUCUGGUCUGGAUAGGGGCCGUGUGCUUGACAAUGUUGCCUUUAACAUUACAUCUCACUGGCAAAGUCGGCAGAUUGCCUUCAUAUUUACUCACAAACACAGUGAUUCUGAUGUCCCUUUGCCUGAUAAUAGUGGCAUACCUGGCAAUAAGGAAACGGUUAAGAAGCACAAAUCAUACAUUCGAAGCCCAUAACCGAAAAAGUUUCAAACAGAACGUUAAUUUAUCUAGGACAUUAUUCCUUGCUGUCGGUUUGUCCAUUGGGCUGUUUUUUCCAGCAACAGCGAUUUACACAGUCAUCGCCUUUCACCAUAAAAAGCCGCUUACUGAUAACAACGUCCUAAUUUUUGUGGCUACAGCUCUAUACCUUGGCAACUCACUUGUUAAUCCUAUCGUUUACAGCUGUAGAAUGCCUAUGUUUAAGGCAGCAGUGAAAGGAUUUUUGAAACAUGAAGUCUGCCAUUCGAAUUCGAACUAG
Porites evermanni is the source of this 837-nucleotide messenger RNA. The record is from the annotation of a GenBank genome assembly. Lineage: Eukaryota; Metazoa; Cnidaria; Anthozoa; Scleractinia; Poritidae.